Molecule: messenger RNA, 630 nt
Organism: Ramularia collo-cygni
Lineage: Eukaryota; Fungi; Ascomycota; Dothideomycetes; Mycosphaerellales; Mycosphaerellaceae
Exons: 2
Coding region: 1-630 (209 amino acids)
Source: RefSeq, a predicted model, not a curated record
AUGUCGAUGGACAAAGCCGGAGUGAAGAGGCCGGCUGAGGAGUCCCUCGACCAAGACCGCUUCAACAAGAGAUUCAAUCUGAGCCUCACGCUUGGUGUAGCCAAUGGCCCGACCAACCAUUAUAUCCCUGUGGCGUCGACACCACCGAGCCCGGAAAACAGGGCAUUGAGGUCAGCUUCGAACAACGAUGACUCAAUAAUGCAAGUGGACGAGACGCGUGAUCGCGUCUUUGUUUACGACCUAGACGCGGAGCUUGCGGACGUGGAUACUGAAGAGAGAGGGCUGGUCUUCCUGCCGGACAUUGAGCAGUACUUCAGCAAGCUGCCCAAGCAGGUGGUGGCACACAAGAAGGAUAAUGAUCAUGAGGGACAAGAGCUAGUUCUCUACCGUGUGCCUAAAAGUCUCACCGUGGACGAGGGUCGCGACUCGGUCAGAAAGGCAAUAUUGGAUGCGAGGCAGAGAGCGAGGGAGAAGGCAGCGGAGGAGGCGAGGCAGCACGACAUGAAUGCCAGGUAUGGGCCAGAUGGUUCUGCUGAGGUCACUGAGACGGCACAUGGGUAUACUGCUGGCUAUGGAGACGCGGUGGAGCAGGAGCAAUCUCAGGAUCCAGAUGCCAUGGACGUUGAUUAG